GUGUACAGUGUAAAGCCACACCUUUCAGGUAUCCUCCCAGGAGUUGUUAGCAAGUGAAAUUCAGUAGAGGAAAGCUCGGGAAACUUAUUCACAUUACAGCACCAGCCACUGACACACUAAGGGCACUAGCAUAAACCAUGACUUCCACCCUGAACAGGAAAACAUAUACCGAGACAUCCAAGAGCAAGUCUGGUGUGGUAGAGGACAGCAAAAAGAAGGCGUCCCUGCUGAAGGACAACAGCUGGAUCAAGAAAGAUGUGACUGAUGAUAAAGCAGUGGAACAAAAUUCAAACUAUGGAAGAAGUGUCCUGAGCCGGUUUAAAUCCACAGAAAAUAUCAGCAGCACUACAGAAAUAAACACUAGCUCCACCAGCUCCUCCAAAGUCACUGAAACUGGUUCAUCAAAAAAAUAUGUCCAGUCCCUGACUAAAAGAUUUAGUGUGAGUCAGGAUGAACUGGAUUCAAGCAGAUUUACCGCAUCGGUAGAGCCGAAGACAAGCACUACUACUACAUCUUUCAAAAAUGGCAUGAAGACAUCUGUGACCACAAGCAGGACACCAACCAAAACGGAGACAUUUACUGAAAAGAUCUUCACAGACUCCAAAACUAAUAUCGGAGUAGACAAAAAAACUUUCAAACCAGUACCACCAAUCUCACCCACCAAGACUACUAAGAGAGAGACUGUCACAGUGACUACUUCUAAGGAUAACACAGUGCAGGAAGACAACAAAACAGUCAAAGUUGUGACAACACCAACCUCACCCACCAAGAGCGCCAAGACAGAGACUGUCACUGUGACUACUUUUAAGGACACCAUAGUUCAAGAAGACAGCAAAACUGCCAGAUCAGCACCACCAUUCUCACCCACCAAGUCUAGCAAGACAGAGACUGUCACUGUGACUACUUUUAAGGACACCAUAGCUCAAGAAGAUAGCAAAUCAGUCAAAUCAGCACUACCAACCUCACCCACCAAGAGCAUUACAAGCACAAGCUAUAAAAGUACUACUCCUACUUCUAAGACAACAUCCUAUACCUUCAGGUCCACACCCAGUGCUGAGGACCAGUUGUUUGAUACUCUCAUACCCACAUCCAUCAAGUCAGCUCAGGCGUCUGACCCCAGAAGUGUAACCAGUUCUACAACAUAUGCUAGAAGAUCUUACAAAGAUAGCAAGCCAGAAGAGUAUUUUUCUGAAACCGUGGUCAACGAAUCUGUGAAGACUGUGUCCUCAGCAUCUGAAAGUUAUGGAUAUGGCAGUCAGAGGGGCUCCUCAAAAACCUACUCUACAACAACUUACACAGAGAACAGACCUGAAGAUUACUCCGACAUCUACAAAUCAAGAACUGUUGAGACAGUUUACACAUCACCUGAAAGGAAAAUCGCAGACAGGGAUCUUUGCACAUACUGCCAGAAACCAAUGCUCUCUGAUACAAAGAUGAUUCUAGAGGAUGUGGAUAUAAAGUGCCAUGCCAGUUGUUUUAAGUGUGAUGUGUGUAAGAGUCCUCUUGGACACCUAAAGGCAGGAGACAGCAUGUGGGUGUACCGCCGCAAUGUGCACUGUGAGGCCUGCUUUGGUAUCACCAAGGGUAAAUGGCAACGCUGAGGACAAAACCACUUCAAGUCCAUGAAGCGCACAGACACGAAGGAGUUUCUCAUAAUGUUAAAAUAGUUUGAUAUAGUGAAGGAAAGAACCCAGUUCUUUAUGCAUAUCAAAAGUACUCACCUAGGGGUUUUUAAUAAUUAUUCAUUUGAGAUUCAAAAAAGAAAAAAAUACAGUUUGGGUGGUGGAUCUGUUGAAAAUGUGUGUGGGAGUGGAUUUACUUCUUUAUUUUACUUUCUUCAAUAAAUAAUAUAUAAUAUAAUUAACAAGUGAAGUAAACUGUUAGGAGCCACCAUGUUUUCAUGUAUUAUGUCAGUGAAGUGUUGGGGCCAUUUCUUUGGGUUUCUUUUUAAUUUUUUGUUUAAAAAUAAAAAAUAUUACCCCUUGUUGGAUUGACACCUAAUAAAAAAAAUAUUUUUAA
This is a messenger RNA of Ictalurus punctatus (channel catfish), 2019 nucleotides long. RefSeq names its product sciellin (gene scel). Gene Ontology annotation, cellular component: cytoplasm. The transcript has 22 exons. The coding region runs from base 138 to 1601 and encodes 487 amino acids. The record is from RefSeq and is a predicted model, not a curated record. Lineage: Eukaryota; Metazoa; Chordata; Actinopteri; Siluriformes; Ictaluridae. Gene Ontology annotation, biological process: epidermis development.